AUGGCUGUUUCUGAUAACUCGAGGGGGUUAAUAUUGGCUAUGCUCUCGAGUUUGUUCAUCGGAACAAGCUUUAUCUUGAAGAAGAAGGGUCUCCGGCGGGCUGCGGCAGCUGGUACUCGGGCAGGAGUUGGAGGCUACACUUACUUAUUAGAGCCUCUUUGGUGGGCCGGCAUGAUUACAAUGAUUGUUGGUGAGGUGGCGAACUUUGUAGCUUACAUAUUUGCUCCAGCUGUUCUUGUGACCCCUCUUGGUGCAUUGAGUAUCAUAGUUAGUGCUGUUUUGGCGCACUUUCUGUUGAAAGAACGCUUGAGGAAAAUGGGCGUAUUGGGAUGUGUUUCUUGCAUAGUGGGAUCUGUAAUUAUUGUUAUUCAUGCUCCUCAAGAACAUAUUCCGAGUUCCGUACAAGAAGUAUGGAGUUUAGCAACUCAACCAGGUUUCAUCACUAUUUUUCUCCCUCUUUCCACAACUAGGGCUGCAAACGAGCCGAGCCGAAAAAAAGAUUCUAUGGCUCUGUUCCGAAAUCUAAUUGCAUUUUCGGGUAUCAUUAUGAAGGUUGUGAGCAUAAAGGCGAUAGGAAUCGCUAUUAAGCUCACUUUGGAAGGGAUCAAUCAGUUCGGAUAUGUGCAGACCUGGUUUUUUCUUUCAGUUGCAGUAAUAUGUGUGAUCACACAAUUGAAUUAUCUAAACAAGGCACUCGACACUUUCAAUGCUGCAAUUGUUUCGCCUAUAUAUUACGUGAUGUUCACAACACUGACUAUUAUUGCAAGCGCUAUAAUGUUCAAGAAUUUGAGCAGCAUAACUUCUGAAAUAUGUGGAUUUAUUACGGUUCUCUCGGGAACCAUCAUACUCCAUAUCACGCGAGAGGAGGAGCAAGCAACAAUGACAACAG
Molecule: messenger RNA, 889 nt
Organism: Striga hermonthica
Lineage: Eukaryota; Viridiplantae; Streptophyta; Magnoliopsida; Lamiales; Orobanchaceae
Source: the annotation of a GenBank genome assembly